Messenger RNA from Tripterygium wilfordii, 4515 nucleotides. RefSeq names its product auxilin-like protein 1. Gene Ontology annotation, biological process: clathrin coat disassembly; clathrin-dependent endocytosis. Gene Ontology annotation, molecular function: clathrin binding. NCBI's taxonomy places the organism in Eukaryota, Viridiplantae, Streptophyta, Magnoliopsida, Celastrales, Celastraceae. The coding region runs from base 269 to 4231 and encodes 1320 amino acids. The record is from RefSeq and is a predicted model, not a curated record. The transcript has 8 exons. Gene Ontology annotation, cellular component: vesicle; cytoplasm; intracellular membrane-bounded organelle.
GUGUGUUAAGACCACCGGCACCGCCGGUCACCACUACCCGUCAUCGGCCGAUCUUUUUGCCAAAACCAACAAAAAUAGCCGAUUCAUGACUUGCUGCGUCGUACACUGACAGUUAUACCCCGCUCAUUUACUCCUCCCUCUCUCUCUCAUUUUCCGGACCUUCUCUCCUUCUCUCUCCGUGACCGUGACGACGGAUAGUCACAGAGAGGAAGGAAGAAGAAGAAGACAAAAGGACUAGUUUCGAAAGCGCGUAAACCCUAAGGAGUCAAUGGAGUAUCAUCACCAAGCCUCUGCUAUUCUGACCAAGAAACUCUCUAACGGCUACAGCAUAUACGACGGCGUUUUUAGUGGUCCGGCGAAGCUCGGUUCUCGAGUACUGGAGAAUUACGGAGAGAUUUUUGGUGGCUCUGGCGCCGUGUCUUCGAUUCCUAUUCUAGAUGUGCCGGAGCUGAAUGAGGGGAAGGUCACCGUGGAUGUACGGAGCUCGAGGCUCGAUUACUCGAAGAUUUUUGGCGGUUUUGGAGAAUCGGAUUUUGCGGUGUCGUAUGAGGAGUUGUUUGCUAAGCCAAACAAAGUGAGAAAGUCUUCUUCUGAAGCUCGGACUAUGAGAAAGGCAGGAUCCUAUGGAGAAAAGUCAGAUCCUUCAAAGUUCUCAGAAGACAUAAAUGUGUCCUCACGUGAAGCUUCCUUUCAAUCCUUUGAUGGUGUGAAACAAUUCAAUGUAUCCUAUCAAAAGACUAAUGAAGGAAUUGGGCAGGGGACAAAUGGAACUACGCAUAUUGCUCAUCUCCAUGCUGUUCCUGGAUUUGCUUGUUUAAUUAAUGAAAUUCCCUCUGAAGGAGGCAAGUCAACUCCAGUUGUAAUAGAUGGUGCUCAUUCUAACGUUAAAUUCCAUGAGAGAACAAUGGAAGGCAGUCCUCGCAAGAAUGCCCGAUCAGUUCCUGGACUUUGUGAUACUGCCAAGAAGACACCUAAAAGUGGGAAUUGUAAUAGAUCCAAUUCAAAUGAAAUGUUAUUUGAUGCAUUUAAAAUUGAUUUCAGUCAUCUUCCUUCGAUAUCACCACCUUCCGAAGCAUCACAUCAAGUGGGUAAUAAUAAGCUUCAUUUCCAGAGAUCUGAGGCUUCAAAGAUUGAGGAUUCUGGACCUGAUGGUCCUGAAGGUGCUUCUGGUAGUUGUUCUCCACCUUAUUUUGAUGAGGAAAUUGAUGCAAAUUCAGUUGCUGCUGCAUCUGCAGCUGCUGUUAGAAAGGCGAUAGAGGAGGCUCAAGCGAGGAUAAAAAUUGCGAAAGAAUUAAUGGAAAGAAAGAAGGAAGCUCUUCAAAAUGGAGUGAAGCUGAGAUUUCAUGACUUGAAAGCUGAGAAAUGUGACAUUAAAGUAAAGAAAUCAAAAAAGAAGAAGGCUCAGGAUAUUUGUGGAAGAGUCGAUAAGCCUGUGCAACAUUUUGUUGGGAUGCAAAUGCAAAAUGUCAAAGCAAACCAAGUAAGUCCUAUCUUCAUAGGCAGCGAAAAACCUACCGUGGCUAUAGAAGCUGUUGGAAAAAUGGAAAGGGAGGAGUUCAGGUUAGCUCAAGCAGAUCAUCGGCAAGAAGCAACAGAAUAUGUAAAAGCAGCUAAAAGGUUUUGUGAAGUUGCAAAUACGGAUUUGUGUGAAGAUACAGUGUUGAAGCAUGAGCUGGCAAACAAUGGAAAGGAAAACAUUCAAUCACAAAGCAAAUUAGAAUUGAAGGAGAAGAAAGCAUAUAUGGAAAUCCUUGAGAUGUCACAGGAAUGUGAUAUGAUACCGAUAUCUGUUGGUGCUCAUGAACUAGACAGGUUUGAAGGAAAAGUAAACUGUGAGUUGAAAGAAAAUGCCAACAAAUUGAGUUCAACUCAAAAGGUUCAUGAUCAGGAAGAAAAUAAAGACAAAUUAGGAAAUGCUCAAGAGCUCCAAGAAUCUGAGCAGAAAGUAAACUUAUCAAAUGGAGAUCAAAUAUGUAAAAUUAUCUUGAAAGAGCUUCAAAUUCCCUCAGAAGAUGAGAAGAAACUCAGAGAACCUGAUGAAGGAGGAGUGUGUAGUAGGUCAAGGAAUCCUGAAUCGAAGGAAAAAGAGAGGAAGCAAAACGAUAUUUCUUUGCUUAAUGAGAAUGAAAAGUCACAUGAGGAACCUUGUGAGUGGAUUGAAGAUGCAGAGACACAGGUAGCUGCAUGGACACUGGAAGACAAUAAGGGAGGGACUGAUGCCAAUUGGAACAAAGAGAAGAAGUCAGAUCAGGUUUAUCAGCAGAAGGUAAAUGAGGUCAGACAUGAUGUCUACAAUAAUGGGGAGGAAAGUCCAAAAUCAAUGGAAGAAGUGUAUGAGAUCGAAGAUAAGAGUGCUCUUAAAGAGACGGGGGAGGAUGAGGAUAAACUUGAAGAUGCUAACCAGGUGAAUGAUAAUGAGGAGAGAUGGGAUGAAACCAACGAAUGGGUACAAACUGAGAGAACAGAAUCAGAAAUUGAUCAGAGGACAGCUGGUGAGAUUGAAAGUGACACUCAAGAGAACUUAAUUGACCAGGAGAACGAUCUUGAGGAAUCUGAUGAUUUGUGUGAGCAGGAUGAUAAUGAUGAGCUAAGCAGGGCUAGAGAAUCCUGUUGUCACGAAGAAGACAUAAAAGAUAUUGAUGAAACUGCUGAGGCAUGUGCAUAUGAAGAGAAUGGGAGGAUGUUGGAAGUAACAAAAGCACCGUUUCAUCCCAAAAAGAAUAAACAGGAGUCAAAAGCAACUACAGAUGGCUAUAACAAGGAGAAGGAGAACUUUGAAACCAGUGGCCAGGUGCAAUGUACCCGCGAACUUAAUGAGGCGGCAAAGCAUUUGAAGGAUGCAGGUGAGGCCCUUGUUUUUGAUGAAAAUGAUUCAUAUUUGGGUGAAACUUGCACUGACUUUAGGCAAGAGCAAAAUGAAUAUGUUAUUGAAACUGAAACAGUCUAUGGUCCUGGAGAGCAAACUGAAGCAUCAGCCAGUCAAUCAGGAGAGAGUGACAAUGAUGUGGAGGAGUCUAAACCUGCCAUCAAUGAGGAAAACAAGGAGAACAAGUUUGAAUCUUCUAAUGGGGAAAGACAGGUUGAUAAUGGGACACUGGUGGAAACACCUCAGCUGCCUAGUACAUCGGAGGGGAAGGGGAGAGCUGAGGAACCUGCCAAAGAGGUCAAAACCACCCAAAUUCCACAAAAUAAAGAGGAGACUCAUCUGAAGAACUCGACAAGGGAUGAGAGAGAAGCUGAAAAUAGUUCACGAAAAAAGGUGGAAUUGGAAAAGAAACGCCGUAAAAGUUUAGAAGGAGAAAAAGAAAGGGAAAGAGAAAAUGAGAGAAUAGCUGUUGAAAGAGCAAUCCGUGAAGCUCGUGAGCGGGCUUUUGUCGAAGCCCGAGAAAGGGCAGAAAGAGAGAGAGCAACUGCUGAAGCUCGUAGAAGAGGGGUGGCUGAUGCCCGAGAAAAGUCAGAGAGGGCUUCUAUAGAAGCAAAUGAGAAGUCACCAGCUGAGAAGGCUGCCAUGGAAGCCAAACUUAAAGCAGAACGUUCUGCAGUAGAGAGAGCAACUGCAGAGGCACGGGAGCGUGCCCUAGAAAAAGCAUUGUCUGAAAAGGCUUUUAGAGGAAGAAACUGUGGUGAAAAGGUUGCAGCUGAGAAGGUUUCUGGCAGUUCAAAAGAUAAUGGAAUGAGACAGAGCUAUCCACAUUAUGAUUCACAGAAUAAAGGCUCAGAUUCUUCCAACAGCUCGAGAUUUCCUAGUUCUGCAAAUCAUAGUAUUCCCAACUCGAACGAGAAAUUUGAUGGAACCAAUGGUGAACGUACUCAGCAAUGUAAAGCUACGCUGGAAAGGGAUCAAAGGACAGCAGAACGUGCGGCAAAAGCUCUCGCAGAGAAGAAUAUGCGCGAUCGUCUUGCUCAGAAAGAACAAGCCGAGAGAAAUAGAUUAGCUGAAACUCUGGAUUCUGAAGUGAAGCGGUGGUCAAAUGGGAAAGAGGGGAACUUGCGAGCCCUGAUCUCAACACUUCAAUAUAUCCUUGGGCCAGAUAGUGGAUGGCAGCCAAUUCCUCUAACAGAUAUGAUUACAACUACUGCGGUAAAGAAAGCUUACCGUAAAGCCACCCUUUUUGUUCAUCCUGACAAGUUGCAGCAACGGGGUGCAAGCAUACAACAGAAGUACACGUGUGAGAAGGUUUUUGAUCUUCUGAAGGAGGCUUACAACAAGAUCAGCGCUGAGGACAGAUAGAAAUUGUCCCGCUGGCCACUUUUCAUUAUGCAAGAAUAGACAGAUGAUGGAAUUGGAUUUCUGAAGAGAAUAGGCAAUGCCAAGUCCAAGAUGUGCUCACUGUAUAAAUUUAUAAUUGCUUGUAUGCCAAUUGGCAUUGAACUUCUAUCCAUGAAGCAUUGAGUUGGAAGCAAAUUUGCAUCUAAAACGAGUUUACAGCAAAUGAAAGCAAAUGGUAUGCAAAUGAUUGCUUAAUAGAGUGUACACGCAUAAUCAAUAAUUAAUUUGCAUACUUUGUUCUCAAA